This is a messenger RNA of Hymenoscyphus albidus, 1518 nucleotides long. The record is from the annotation of a GenBank genome assembly. NCBI's taxonomy places the organism in Eukaryota, Fungi, Ascomycota, Leotiomycetes, Helotiales, Helotiaceae.
AUGGCUUCCUCGAUUGUUUUCCUCUCGUCGUUCCUUUUCACUUUGACAACUGCUCAAACCCUCAGCACGGUUCCAGAGGUACAUCCCACAUUACAAACAUGGGAAUGCACGUUAGCCGGUGGAUGCGUAUCGAAAAUCUCUCAAAUCGUUCUUGAUCAAUUGGCUCAUCCUCUCUAUCAAAAAGACAAUCCAACUUUGGAUUGCGGGGUGUUUGGGAACGGUCCAAACAGUACCGUUUGUCCUGACGAGAAGACUUGUGCUCAAAAUUGUAUUGUCGAUGGAAUUCCGGAUUACUCCAAGUUCGGAGUUCGGACAAAUGGUAGCUCGUUGUUGAUGAAUCAAAUUGAGGGUGAAAAGAAUGUUUCACCACGUGUUUAUCUCUUAGAUGAAGCAGGUGAAAAUUACGAAAUGUUGAGCCUGACCGGAAGAGAAUUUGCGUUCAAUGUGGAUGUUACCAAGCUUCCUUGUGGUAUGAAUGGAGUUUUAUACCUGGUCGAGAUGGUAAAUUGCUUCCUUUCCCUUUUUCACCUUCCCCUUCAUGGUAGCUCGAAAACGUUUUCUCGUUAAUACGGUUUUCUUUCAUGAAGCUCUGAGUACCAACUGAGAUAUGGGGACUGACUUUGUGGUAUUUCACAGGAAGCGGAUGGUGGAAAUCUGAAAUAAAUACUGCUGGCGCUGCAAUUGGCUCUGGUUACUGCGAUGCCCAGUGCUAUACUCUUCCAUUCAUCAAUGGCGAGGUUAUUACUCCUCUUUCGCAUACAAAUAACAUUAUUUAACUAAUUGUAAUAGGCAAAUAUUCCCGCUCACGGGUCCUGUUGUAACGAAAUGGAUAUCUGGGAAGCAAACUCGGUAAUCAACCUCAUCCCCAAUAUCUUUGCUCGCUUCUAAAAUGAUUAUAGAGAGCCAACUCGAUCGCUCCACAUACCUGUAGCAAACCCGGUUUAUACAGAUGCACUGGACCAGAAUGUGAAUUUGACGGUGUAUGUGAUGAAUGGGGAUGCUCCUAUAACCCUUACGCUCUUGGCAACAAAGAAUAUUACGGCCUAAAAUUCACUGUGGAUACCACUCGACCUUUCACCGUCGUAACACAAUUUCCAGCCGAUGCAUCAGGAACAUUGACAGCCAUUCGAAGGCUCUAUAUUCAAGAUGGAAAGGUCAUCAACAACGCAGCAGUAAACAUCAAUGGGAUUGCGCCAUUUGACGAGCUCAACACUGAAUAUUGUUCCCGACCAGGAGGAGGAACUUUUAUUCCACUUGGUGGGAUGCCUGUUAUGGGUGAAGCGCUCAGUCGAGGGAUGGUUCUUGCAUUUAGCAUUUGGUGGGAUAUUGGUGGAUUUAUGAACUGGCUUAACAGUGGGGACGUCGGGCCUUGUAAUGCAACUGAGGGAAAUCCAGAGGUGAUUGUUCAAAUAGAACCAAACCCUGCUGUGGUUUUCAAUGAGGUCAAGUGGGGAGAGAUUGGCUCCACCUUUUCUGCGUAGUCUGCGCAGUGCUGGGAAGGGUGAGGGGAUAAAUAUG